Molecule: messenger RNA, 318 nt
Organism: Rotaria socialis
Lineage: Eukaryota; Metazoa; Rotifera; Eurotatoria; Philodinida; Philodinidae
Source: the annotation of a GenBank genome assembly
AUGACAACAAAGGCUAACCCAUGUCCAUAUGAAUUGAUUGCAAAUGAAUCGUUACCGAAUAAACCCGAAAGUACAAUUUUGGAUACAACAAUGAAUGAAUUAGCCGAUGAUGAAACUCUUAAAGAUUAUCUCGAUCAACUGACGGUUGCAUCACACGCCGAACCACCAUCGGAUUUAUCAUCAUUAUAUCCAGUAUUGGGACAAACAAAGUCUUUAGUUACAGAUCGUAAACGUUUUAAACGACCAAGUUGGGCAACGGUUGGAAAACGAGAAAGCUUCAUCAAAAGUAAACGUCCAUCAUGGGCUCACAUUGGCUAA